AUGAGUGUGAAGUUGGGAGUUGGAAGUAAGGCUCUAAAUGUGGUUUGCGCAUACGCUCCACAAGUGGGAUGUACUGAGGAAGAGAAGGAAGAGUUCUGGAGACAUCUGGACGAAGAAAUACAGUCGAUAUCGCAGGAGGAAAGAGUGUUUCUGCGAGGGAACUUGAAUGGGCACAUCGGAGCAGAAAGAGGGGUAAUGCCCAGGGGACACGGUGGAUGGGGUGUAGAAGAGAGAAACGGAGAAGGUGAGAGCAUCAUAGACUUCGCAUUGGCAAACGAGAUAGCAAUAGUAAACACUUUCUUUAAAAAGACGCCUGACCAGUAUAUCACCUACAAAAGUGGAGCCAGAGAAAGUCAAAUUGACUUUCUCUUGUGCAGAAGAAACCAUCUUGGAGAAGUGAAAAAUUGUAAGGUGAUAAAGGGAGAAAGUGUUUCAGCUCAACACCGGCUUGUAGUACUAGAUUGCGGAGUCAAAGGUGCCAAGAGAGGAAAACAGCGAGGAGUACCGAAAAUCAAAUGGUGGAAACUGGAGGAGAAACAACUAAAAGCGCAAGGCUACAAAACUAGGCUUCUGCGGGAAAUUGAACCCUGA
This is a messenger RNA of Limulus polyphemus (Atlantic horseshoe crab), 591 nucleotides long. RefSeq lists its product as uncharacterized. Bases 1 to 591 code for a protein of 196 amino acids. The record is from RefSeq and is a predicted model, not a curated record. The transcript has 2 exons. Lineage: Eukaryota; Metazoa; Arthropoda; Merostomata; Xiphosura; Limulidae. Gene Ontology annotation, cellular component: nucleus. Gene Ontology annotation, biological process: chromatin remodeling.